CUGCCGAGUCGCAUUUCCAUAUCCGGGUGUUUCGGACCGAGAUCCGAUAUUUCACUUUUGCAUUUCCCAAGUCGUACAUCAUCAUCAGUAUGCCCAUCAAGGUCCGCGCCGACAGCUACGGUGACGACGACACGUCGAUCGCUUCGUCGUCGUCGUCGUCCGCGUCGCCAUCCCGGUGCUUCUACACGGCUCGCGCCUACGACGCCGCGCCCAAGCCCAAGGUGAACAAGACGUGCCUCUACCGGACAGGCAAGUGCAACAACGCCCGCCACGUCAAGCCUAACGGGUCGCUCCACAAAAUGUGCACGUACCACCGGUCCAAGGCCAACGAGAACCAGCGCCGGCUCGACCAGAAGAAGAAGGACGCAGGCUUCCACCGGCGCGAGCGCAUCUCGGCCUUCAAGGUCAAGGGCGUCCUGCAGCCAAAGAAAGGGUCGGCAGCAGCCAUCUCGAAACCAGCUUCGCUGUUUACGCUGCCGCCGCUGCCGGAGGACUACAUGCCCGACGUCAUGAUUCCGUACCUCCUCGAGCACUACCAUGCGCUCGCUAUGGCCACGGACGACAGCACCGACGACGGAAUCCUGCGCGUCUAACAUCCCGCGCAUCGUCUUCUUCUCUCCUGCCAUAGUAUUUAGUUUUAGUAGUUUUGUAUUGCGCUGCAGUCGUUGUUUAUAGUAAGUAGAUCGUUUCUGUAGGUUUAGUCGUUGGUCCUGUCUCAUUUAUUCGCCAAGUGUACGCCAUUUGAACGUG
Messenger RNA from Saprolegnia parasitica CBS 223.65, 750 nucleotides. RefSeq lists its product as hypothetical. The coding region runs from base 90 to 593 and encodes 167 amino acids. The record is from RefSeq and is a predicted model, not a curated record. NCBI's taxonomy places the organism in Eukaryota, Oomycota, Saprolegniomycetes, Saprolegniales, Saprolegniaceae. The transcript has a single exon.